Molecule: messenger RNA, 5119 nt
Organism: Zootoca vivipara (common lizard)
Lineage: Eukaryota; Metazoa; Chordata; Lepidosauria; Squamata; Lacertidae
Source: RefSeq, a predicted model, not a curated record
GCGCUUUAUAUCAUAUAAUAUAAAGCGGAUUGUGGUAGGGCUGUUAAGAAAUUUAGCUUAGGGUUUGGUUUGUGUAAGGCCACAGCUCAUGCUGAGUAAUGGGGGGCGUGUGUAUGCAAAUUCCUUGGAUCUGAUUGGUUGGUGGGGCCCCUCUUAAAGCUGCGUCCACCAUUUUCUGGUCACAUUUUUGCCUGGCGUUUGAACUGUGUGUUUCUAUCGGUUCCUGUCUGGCAAGAGAGCGUUCCUGGAUUCCUGGAGUCUGGUUGUAUCUGGCUUAUUUAAUUUGCUGAUUUAUUCAGCUUAUUGCUUGCUUUUGAUUUUUAGCUUUCAUUUACUGCCUUAUUUAGCUCCGUUUUGAUUCUCCCCCUCCCCUCCCUCCCCACUCCCUUCCCCUACGGCUCGGCCUCGGCUGGGGGCGUUGGGAGUCCCCCCCCCCCGCACAGGCAUCCCACUUUAUUUAAAGGGUGCACCCCCCUUUAGAUUCCUUUAAAUUCUUUAAAUUCCCCCCCCCCGCUUGCCUUGGCUAGCCUGCUGUGGCUCUUGGUGGGCAAGGGGGCCUUGGUACCCUGAGGGAGCCUUGGCUCCUGGCUCCUUGCCUGGCCGUUUUCCUGCUGGGGCUGGGCUGGGCUGGGCUGGAGCCACGUGGGUGGUUAAUAGGGCUGUUGCCGGCUGAGGAGCAUUGAGGCUGCUUGCGCUCUGCUGGGGGCCUCUAAUUUGGCUUAUUGGGGGCUGUGGCGUUUGCCGCCCCCCCUGGGGUGCCUGCGGGGUGGGGGUGCAUCAUUGGGAGGGCGCCAGGCCGUUAUUGUGCCUGGUUUGCACGUUGCGUCCGCCAUUUUAAUGCUUGCAACCCCCUUUGCUAUUAAGCAGAGAGCUGCUGCUUGUGCAUUGGGGGGAGCGGUUUGAGGGGGGUUGCUGGGUCUUUAGGACCUUGGGAGGGGGUCCCCUCACUUGAUUCACCUGGGGGGCCUCUAGUUUUUGUGUCCUGUAUAGCGUUUGUUUUCUGUUUGCAUCUGUUUUAGCUGAGGAAAAAUUUUUUCCUGGCUGCAGUUUAUUUCGAGGCUUGAGUGCUUGCAGCCAGUUUCUGGGCGUUUGGCGCCAUCUACUGGCCACGAGUUGUUACUACACCUACAAAUUUAAUUGCCUUUUCCCUCAGCCUAUAUUGAAGUCCCUUGAACAGGCUUUGACUUUAUUGUGUUGCCUGACUAGCUUAUUGGGUCAUUUUAACUUAUUGGUUUCCUUUAAUUACUUGAUUUAAUUUAUAUCCUUUUAUUUAGGAAUCUUAAUUGAUUCAAUUGGAUUAUAAUUGGCUUUGACCUGCGUGGGCUUGCUUUGGUUAAGUGAAAGGAAAAAACUUUUACUCCUUGCCUUUAAUUGGAGGCCUGAGUACUGCAGCCUACUUUAGGUUCUCUAUGCCAUCGGCUGGCCUCAAGGGGGUUAUCGCACCUUGUUAGUUUUGAUACUGUUCCUUCCCAAUAGAUAGGGAAUACAUUGCUUGGCCUGCGUUUUGGGUUUCUUGCAUUGUUUAAUUGGCUUAAUUGAUGUCCAUUGUUUAAUUCAAUUUAAUUUUAAUUCACGUUAAUUUAGUUUUCACGUAUUCUGGGUAAGGAUUCUAUUUGGUUGCGUGGGUGGGAGUUUGGCUUUGGCCUGCGCAUUUUCCCUCUCCCCCCUUUUAGGGGGGGGGGCCGGGGCGUGUGCCGGGGUCCGGCCUACACCAGCCUGCAAUACAAGUCUAACUGAUUUCCCUGGGGCCUUUCAGAGGCCUGGGUGUCCCCAAAUAUUUUGCAGUUAGUUUUGCAGAUUGGUUGGGAAGGCUCCAAUAUUUGAGGGGUGGGGUGACGCCGCCUAGUGGUUAAAGUGGUAAUACGCACCCCUGUGUGAUUCCACGUGUGUUUGCUUGUUAUUCCAAGUAGUUAAUAGUUCAGGAUGGCGGCCCACCCAUCCACUUCAGGGAAAUCUAAGAGGGUCAUUAAGGGCGCUUCGCAGAAGCUGCGUUCGCCAGCCUCGCAGGCAGCGGGUCGCGUGGAAGCAUUCAUCGCUAGCAUUGCUGGUGACCCACAGGCCCUGGCCCAGCUUGGAUCUGGGCUUGAUGCCUUAUUACAGAACCCGGCCUCUCAUCCUGCCGCCUCGACCUCUGCUGGUUUACCUCUGGAAGCAGGGCGGGAGGCGGCGACUACGGCCAUGCCUCCAGACCGGCAAGGCCCAGACCCUCUUUCUGCCCCCUCUACCUCUGCAGGUGUAUCCCUGGACCCCGGGCAAGCUACGGUGGCGGCGUCGCAGCCUCUGUCCCCCAUGGCGACCAUUCUGGGACUGCCUGAGACCACCACGUCUGGGCCAGUUGACUCGUCGGAUGACGACUUCGUGGGGCCUUCUGGUGUUCUGAUGCCGAAUGCCUCUUCCACUCCUAUGGUGGUGCCGGCGCCCCCUCCCGUCAAACGACGAAGUGAGGGGAAGCAGCCUCGGCGCACCAGGAGGGCGAGGCAGGCUAAGGGCAGAGUAAGUGGGCAAGGGCAGGGGGGGCGGACGGGGGCCUCCUCUAAUGUUGUUGUUUCGCCCGUUGCUCCAUCCCAGACUCUUGCCGUCGCCUCGCGGCGCGAGGGGCUUUCGUCGGCAUCCGGCGAGGAAGCCCUCCCAGUGCCGGCUAGAGCGUCGAGUGGCGGAAAACGUCGUCACAAAAGUCGUUCCAGGAGGCGGGCAAAGAGGCGCAAGGACGAUACCUCGGCUUCGACCACCUCAGGGCUCGCGGACGUGCACAUAUGGAUGGUGGGACAUUCCAUAGUCCAUUGGGCAGGCCUUCGCGCUGGCCAAACGCCAUUGGGUCCUCGACUUGGCCUUCCAUCCAACAUCCAAGUGACCUGGAUGGGCAAGAGGGGCAUGCGCUGGGGGGAGCUUCUCCCUUUGCUGCGGCGCAAAGCCCUCUUGCUCGGGUGCCCGUCCGCCCUGGUGAUCCAGCUGGGAGAAAAUGACAUCCCCGCUGUGGACCCGUUAUCUCUUCGCCUGGCUAUCCUACGAGAUUUGUUGGAGAUAAGGACUUGGUUCCCUGAUACCGUCGUUUUUUGGUCCCAAAUGUUGCAGAGGAUGCAAUGGCGGGGUGAUAUUCCUCCUCUGGCUGGGGAAAGAGCUAGGAAGAGGGUUAACAGCGCAGCAUCCAAACGGGUGUACGAAAUCGGGGGGAGUUUGAUUCGUCAUCCCGCAAUUAAUGUUAGAGCCCCGCUUUUAUAUCGGGAUGAUGGGGUUCACUUAUCCCCUGAUGGGUAUGACAUUUGGCUGCGUGAUGUGUCUGAGGGUUUAAAAAGUUGGUUAGGUCUCUGAGUGUUGGCGGCAAGCCAGGGCUGGCUUGAUUGGCGGUUAGGCUUUUGGUUGGUUAAUCGGUUGGUAGAGGGGGUGGCACACGGAUGCCUACCCUCACCUCCGUUUGCUCCAUAUAGAAGUAUUCCGUUAAAGGAAUCUCGGGGCUUACACUCUUGUCCUUACCAUCCCGCCAUUGGCGGGAAUGGUGGGCCCAAUUUUAAGAGCAAGAGCCUUGAGGAACAUUCUUGGUGAAGGUGAGGAGGGAAUGACUGGGCGCAGCCACCUCCUCACUCCCAGGUAUGUUUACUUGACUUCCAUGCGGAAGUCGGAGCAGGAACUGUCCAAGCGGACAGUGGUGAGUCCUGUCCUAUGGUGACAGCUGACGUGAGUCCUGCCACGUGGGCAGAUGAGGUGAGUCCUGUCCAAUGGUGACAGCUGAUGUGAGUCCUGCCACGUGGGCAGAUGAGGUGAGUCCUGUCCAAUGGUGACAGCUGAUGUGAGUCCUGCCACGUGGGGCAGAUGAGGUGAGUCCUGUCCUAAGGGGACAGCUGAUUGAGUCCUGUCCUGGAUGGACAGAUGGGGAUAGUCCUUCUUUAGGAAGGACGAGUGAAUAACCAAAAGCCUAAGCCAACACUCGGAUUAAAUUGUGUAUUUAAUAAAGUUGUGGCCCUAAAUUAUUUGCCAAAAACCAAACCAUAAUUCUGUUGUCAGUUGUGAGUUAUUUAAGGUAAUUUUCUGGGAAGCCUCGACACACAAAGCGCUUUAUAUCAUAUAAUAUAAAGCGGAUUGUGGUAGGGCUGUUAAGAAAUUUAGCUUAGGGUUUGGUUUGUGUAAGGCCACAGCUCAUGCUGAGUAAUGGGGGGCGUGUGUAUGCAAAUUCCUUGGAUCUGAUUGGUUGGUGGGGCCCCUCUUAAAGCUGCGUCCACCAUUUUCUGGUCACAUUUUUGCCUGGCGUUUGAACCCCUCCCACCCGCCCUUUCUUUCUUGCAGGUUAGCACGACAUUGCUAUUGCCUUCGGGGCCGCCUGUAUUCAGGGGUCAGUAGGAAUUUUUCCAAUUGGCUGAUUGGCUGUGCCUCUUGGUUUUCGCCUACUGCGCUAGCAAAUUGUCACAACUUGUUAGGUUGGCGGUUAGGCUUUUGGUUGGUUAAUCGGUUGGUAGAGGGGGUGGCACACGGAUGCCUACCCUCACCUCCGUUUGCUCCAUAUAGAAGUAUUCCGUUAAAGGAAUCUCGGGGCUUACACUCUUGUCCUUACCAUCCCGCCAUUGGCGGGAAUGGUGGGCCCAAUUUUAAGAGCAAGAGCCUUGAGGAACAUUCUUGGUGAAGGUGAGGAGGGAAUGACUGGGCGCAGCCACCUCCUCACUCCCAGGUAUGUUUACUUGACUUCCAUGCGGAAGUCGGAGCAGGAACUGUCCAAGCGGACAGUGGUGAGUCCUGUCCUAUGGUGACAGCUGACGUGAGUCCUGCCACGUGGGCAGAUGAGGUGAGUCCUGUCCAAUGGUGACAGCUGAUGUGAGUCCUGCCACGUGGGCAGAUGAGGUGAGUCCUGUCCAAUGGUGACAGCUGAUGUGAGUCCUGCCACGUGGGGCAGAUGAGGUGAGUCCUGUCCUAAGGGGACAGCUGAUUGAGUCCUGUCCUGGAUGGACAGAUGGGGAUAGUCCUUCUUUAGGAAGGACGAGUGAAUAACCAAAAGCCUAAGCCAACACUCGGAUUAAAUUGUGUAUUUAAUAAAGUUGUGGCCCUAAAUUAUUUGCCAAAAACCAAACCAUAAUUCUGUUGUCAGUUGUGAGUUAUUUAAGGUAAUUUUCUGGGAAGCCUCGACACACAAAUG